Molecule: messenger RNA, 1009 nt
Organism: Rhodofomes roseus
Lineage: Eukaryota; Fungi; Basidiomycota; Agaricomycetes; Polyporales; Fomitopsidaceae
Product: vesicle-associated membrane protein
Exons: 5
Coding region: 117-791 (224 amino acids)
Biological process (GO): vesicle-mediated transport
Cellular component (GO): membrane
Source: RefSeq, a predicted model, not a curated record
GUGACUGCGUUAACCAGCCGAUCGCCCGGCGGCACUGGGCAGCAACCCGACCUCCAACGCGACCGCGUCCUCCACAAGCCUACAGCUAGCCUGACUUUACAUAAGGAUAGCAAAGGAUGUCUCUGAUCCAUGCCCUAGUCGCUCGAGGCUCAACAAUCCUCGCGGAGCACAAGAGCGGGGCGAGGGAUUUCUCUCAAGCAACACAAACCAUCCUGUCGAAGAUCCCCCCGAACAAUAGCAAACUGACGUACGUCUGGGAGCAGUAUCUCUUCCACUAUGUAUCGGAGGGCGGCUUUACGUAUCUCGUCAUGGCGGAUGAUUCGGCAGGGCGGCGGAUGCCCUUUACGUUCCUCGCCGAGCUGCAACAACGAUUCACCUCGCUUCCCUCCGCUUCCUCCUCCGACCUCUCCUCCGCACCCGCAUAUGCCCUACAAGGCAGUUUCGGCCCGACCAUCGUCCAGCUCAUGAACACGUACAACACCGCACCGCCCACAGACGAGCUCACACGUGCGCAGGCGGAGCUCGCGCAGGUGAAGGACAUCAUGGUGCAGAAUGUCGAGCAGAUCCUGUCGCGCGGCGAGCGCAUCGAGCUGCUCGUCGACAAGACGGACAACAUGGCGAGCCAGGCGACUGCCUUCCGGCGCGGCGCGCGGACCGUGCGCCGGCAGAUGUGGUGGAAGAACAAGCGCGUCGUCGGCCUCAGUGUGCUCGUGGUCCUGGUCCUUGUGUGGAUCCUUGCUGCCCAGUUCUGCGGCGCCGGCCUGAACCAGUGUGGGUCCUCGUCCGACUGAGGACGCACGUUCGGUCGGGGUAUUACUGUAUGAUCCGAUAUGUUUAUUCCGGACUUCUACUUAGCUUAUGACUCAUGCAAUCGACCAGGUGAAAUACACCUUGGCUCGUAUCCGGAUCGAUGUAUCAUAACCUGUACAUAUUUGCUCAGCUUAACUAGAAUUGAUACCGGUAUUCCAUCCGGUCAGCGAUGGUGGCAUCCCGGCGGUUGUCUGUGUCA